Molecule: messenger RNA, 3985 nt
Organism: Thamnophis sirtalis
Lineage: Eukaryota; Metazoa; Chordata; Lepidosauria; Squamata; Natricidae
Source: RefSeq, a predicted model, not a curated record
GAGAUCACAUGACUAUGGGAUAUUGCAACCGUCAUAAAUGUACUACAUUGUCCACUAGUUGUGAUUUAGAGGAUUGAUUUGAACCUAUUGUCCACUUGGUUAAAACUGCUCAUUUCAACUUGGAAUCUAAUUUGAAUUUGGAAAAAAAUUGAAUCCAACAUAUAUCAGGAAUUGCUACUAAUCUUGACAUUGUCUUCUUUCAAAAGUGUUUGGCUGGCAUUUGCAAUCUUCAGACCAGAUCUUCUAGGCAUCAUGCUGGCACUUCGCUAAGAAGCUGGCUAGGUGUCAUCACUCUUCCUUCUGGCCUGGUCAUCUGUCUCACCUUUUAAACCUGUUUUUGUUGUAACUUCCAGAGGAGUUUUACUUUUAGAUAUUCCCUAUAGUCCAAGCACACAUUCAUCUAUUGUUGGAUUAAACCCUUUGGUGAUAUCAUAUUGAAAAUUAGGGGGGUUAGGAGGAUUAUAUCAUGUUAAGACUUGUUUUGAUCAUUUGAAGACAAUGGACAGCAGUCAAAAGGAUAGGAUGACAAAUGCAGUGAAAAACAGAAAAAUGUGUAUUUUCAGCAAUGCAGCUUAUGUGCCAAAUGGGCUUGAGCUGUUACUGCAGUCACAGCUUGCUUGGAGAAAAGCCCACUAGAACUUUUUUAAUGCAAAAAUAAGCACAGCGGGAGUGGUUUGCAGCAGAAAUUGGCCUAGCAGUUGGCUUGUCUUUUCAUUUGCUAUUGUACUUGACAAAUAAGGAAUUUGUUUUUGACCUAUUCUCAUACCCAAAUUCUGUGUUAAAAGAAUGCUAUUUAUAUAGUCAUUGAAAUUGGGGGUUGGCAAAUGUAUUUUCAGAAAUUGCCUUUUCAUUUGAAGGUGUUCGAUGAGCUAAUUUAUGCGUGGCAUGAGCUCCCUUGAAAAUGUUGCCCUGACUGGAUGGAAAAACAAACACAAAUUUCUUUAAAAGUUUGCUGCUAGGAGUAUCUAAGUCGCCAAAAUGAUACGUGCUUUUCAUCUAGAAGAGCUAGCAUCAUUUGUUCACGGAUGUAGUAAGUGGUAUAAAGUUGUUACCCAGGCUGCUGGUGCUUUCAUGACUCGUGGGAUUCUAUCGAUUGUUAUUGAAAAAAAACUUCGCGCGGAAAGAGCGAUUCAGAAUUAUUCUCGUCAAGUUGCUAUUGCCAGUUUGAGCAUUAUUGGAUCCCAUCUUCACAUUGCCCCACAAUCUCGUUUCAGUGAUUUGGAUUUGGAAAAAUUGGUUAGAUCGAUAUUUGCUGAGCCAGUUGACCCAGCCAUCUUAAGAAACGAUACUCAGCUUGAACAAAAUUCAUUCCUAUUUGGUCCAGAUGCAGCCCUGAUUGUGCCUAACGCUCAGGGCAAUUUUGUUUUCAGUGCUGAACGAUUUGCUGCUUGGAUGGGACAAGUUUUUGACGCCAACAAUCCUGUGCGCUCCCAAAGCAAUUGUCCUCAGGGUGUACCUGCGGCGGCUAAACCUGCACCUGUAGCUGGCGAAAUCCAUCCUUGGUUGUUCGGAGGGCUUCUUAAUGUGAACCUUGCUGAUGGAACUGACAAUACAGCUAUUGUUCAAGAUAAUCCUCUCUGGUCUUUUGAACUACUGGCUCGGGUUAUGGUAAUGUCACCCCAAUUUAGAGAAAAAAUAUUAGCAAAUUUGACCACAGCUGUAUUAAUAAUAACCUGUGCAGGGAGUAUUACUCCAGCUAAACUGAACAAAACUCUUAGACAAAUCCGUCGAGAGACAGGAUCUCAGGAUAUUGAAGUAGACCAAGAUGCUGUGAUUAAUGGUUUCUAUUGUCUUCGUGCCAUUUGGGAUGGGCAGACCACUGGACAAAACUUUGAAGAGAUGUUUACUAAUCUUAAAGCAGAAGUUACUAAAAUCUCAUUGACGCUUGGGACUAUGGUUGAAGAAACAAGAAACAAAAUGCUUACUGGAAUAGUAACUGUUAAUCAAGCAAUUAGAACAUAUGAAGAUUUUCCCUGGACAGAGCUAAAUGAAGAAAUAAAAGCAGUUACAACAAAAGACGAGAUGGCAGUAGCAGCUGCAUUUGGAGAUACUGUUAACAAUUGCCAUUGGAUUGGAUGGACUUAUGUUUUUAAUACUGCACGGCCAGAACAUACAAAUAAACAAUUUCCAAACAUUCUUUACACUGCCAUUCAACUUCAAAUUUUGGCAGGAGGAGUUCAGUCUCUUAAACGAUAUGAGGGAUUGAAAAAUAUUACGAUAGAACUAAGGCCUUUUAUUAAUGGAUUGGUUGCUCAAUAUGCUCAAAUUCGCCAGGCUGGUGUUAAUUAUUCUGUUCAACCAGGUGCAGCAUCCAGUGUGGUUGAUCAUAUGAGGCAACUUGACUUGACUUGAACAUGAUCUCAUAUGCAAUUCUAUUUACAGAAGGAUAACCUGUUCCAUGUAUAUCCUGAAAAACUUUGUGCCUUAGGUGGCACUAGAAUUCAUCAUCUCCUUGAUUUUAGCCUGCUGCCUUUAGCCAUUAAACCAACUGAUUUUUGUUACAAUUACUAGCAUCUUGGAUCUAAAUGUUAAGAAUAAAAAUAGUCAUUUUUCAGGCAAGCUGGACUCUUCAGAAUUUCUGUGGGAUAUCCAUGAAAAGCCUACUUUUUAUGGGCAGAGAAUAGAAGUGGUUUGCUAUGGUCUUCUUCGAUAAUUCUCCAGUCCCAGAUGGUCCACCAUCCAGCUGCUCAUCCUGACUCUGGUUUUCUAGAUGAGCCAAGACAAAAACAUUGAAAUAUAUUUAGAGAUACAAUAUCAAAAAGAGUUGUCAGAAAUGUACUUAAUUUAUUAAAUUUGUAUGCCACUCAUCUCCCUUUCCAUAGCAACUUUGAGUGGCUUAUAAUAUCAUAAAUUCAGAAAAUAAUAGGACAUAGAUAAGAAACUGUACACCAAGAGUACCACAGUAUGGUGAUGGAAUCUCCUCUAUCCCUCCAGCAGCCUUCUCCAGCAUAGAGUGCCUUCAUUGGAGCUCCAAGCCAACUGGUAGAGGCAAGUUUUAAGGCUCUUGAGUAAGGUCAAAAGUGGGGGCAGAUCACACCUCCAGAAGCAAAGUCCUCCAAAGGAUUGUGGCCACAGCAGAAAAGGUUCUACUAAGCUGAAAUUCCUUUAUGGAGGAGAGUCUUCACAAUACUGAAACCUAUGGUUUUAGAGAAAUUUAAUUGUUCAAACUGCUUUCACUAUCUUGAAAUGAGUUUACCUGCUAGAAUAACAAGCACCUGAAAUUUAUAAUGACAAAUUAUAAUAAUGCUUUCAAAAAUCAAAAUGGCUUCCUCCUGUAAUAUGUAUCGUAAGUCUCUGAAAUCGCUUCUGUUUAAAAGCAAAUCUAAAACUGGCUGAUGUUGAAGUUGGACAGUGCUAUUUAAUUUUUAAAUGUUCAGCUCAAGACAUUUAAAAUUCCACAACCACAAUUUUUUGUUCUAGUAAACAGUUGUGUAAUCUCAAGAUGAUAUUCAAAAGCAGGAAACAACAGUUGGACUCAAUUUGCAAUCUGAGGAAUUGGAAUCUGAUCUGUUGCCAUUAGAUAUGAAAAAGAAACUAUGGUUUGAAAAAUAUAGAUCUGCCAGAAAUGAUUGAAAAGAAUAUGAAUAUAAGAAAUUCUGAGACAAUGGAUAUAAUGAAGGAUGGACUGGACUCUCUGGCAAGAUGACUGUUGUAUUCUCAAAAAGAAUUAUUCAAUAACAUAUGUUGCAAAGACACUUACAAUAGAGUCUUAUGAACUUUGGAAAUAAAAUGCAAUUGUUGGGAAAGUUCCCAAUUAAAAACCUAAGGAAAGGUUUCAUUAUUAAGACCCAAAUCAGGGCAUUUGACCAAAUACUCUGGUAUUUGACUCAGAGAUAAUGGCCGGGGUGAUUCUGUUCUACAAGUAAAUUAUAAUAACAGACUGUUAACAGAAUGCUUUGAGCUUCAAGUUUGCUUUUGUUUGACUUGUUAACUAUUUUUUUCCUUCAUAUGCAUCAGGGGUGUCAAACUCAAUUUUAUUGAGGAC